Ruditapes philippinarum (Manila clam) is the source of this 5784-nucleotide messenger RNA. Its product is annotated as dnaJ homolog subfamily A member 2-like. The transcript has 10 exons. Bases 87 to 1364 code for a protein of 425 amino acids. Lineage: Eukaryota; Metazoa; Mollusca; Bivalvia; Venerida; Veneridae. Gene Ontology annotation, cellular component: cytoplasm; cytosol. Gene Ontology annotation, molecular function: ATP binding; Hsp70 protein binding. Gene Ontology annotation, biological process: protein refolding; response to heat. The record is from RefSeq and is a predicted model, not a curated record.
CAACCACAAGAGUUGUCGUUCAUGUCGAGACAGGUGGCACACAAUGACGUCAUGAAUAUUUGCUGCAACGGCGUGACGGGAUAACCAUGGUUGACACAAAAUUAUACGAUGUUCUUGGUGUUAAAAAACAGGCCUCUGAUGGAGAAAUAAAGAAGGCCUAUUACAAGUUAGCAAAAGAAUUCCACCCAGAUAAGAAUCCAGAAUCAGAGGAAAAGUUCAAAGAAAUUAGUUUUGCAUAUGAAGUAUUGUCAAAUGCAGAGAAAAGAGAAACAUAUGAUCGGUUUGGACUACAGGGUCUCAAAGAAGGGGGUGGAGGUGGAGGGUUUGGAGGGGCUGACCUGUUUGGAGAUUUGUUUGGGGGUAUAUUUGGUGGGAUGGGUGGUGGUAUGGGAGCAGGUCCCUUUGGGUUUGGUGGAAUGGGAGGAAUGGGCGGUAGCAGAAGAGGCAGGAGGCGUGGUGAAGACACUUACCACCCACUUAGGGUUUCAUUAGAGGACCUCUACAAUGGGAAGACAUCUAAACUUCAGCUUAGCAAAACUAUAAUUUGUAAAAAAUGCAGCGGGUUAGGGGGUAAAGCAGGAGCAACAGUAAGGUGUCGUGUCUGUAAUGGACGAGGAGUAAAAGUUACUUUAAGACAACUGGGUCCCGGCAUGGUGCAGCAAAUGCAGUCUGUUUGUCCAGAAUGUCAUGGAGAAGGUGAAGCUAUCAGUGACAAAGACAAAUGUAAAGAAUGUAAAGGGAAGAAAGUAAAUAGUGAGUCUAAAAUACUCGAGGUUCAUGUUGAUAAAGGUAUGAAAGAUGGUCAGAAGAUUCCAUUUAGAGGAGAAGGAGAUCAGUUGCCUGAUUUAGAGCCCGGAGAUGUUAUUAUAGUUUUACAACAGAAAGAACAUGAAGUGUUUUCUAGAGACAGUGAUAAUUUGUUUAUACCACAUAAACUAAGUCUUACAGAGGCUUUAUGUGGGUUUGAGUUUACUGUAAAACAUCUAGAUGGUAGAGAACUGAUUAUAAAACAUCCGCCAGGCACUGUGAUAGAACCAGGAACAAUCAAGGUUGUAAAAGGGGAAGGCUUUCCACAUUACAGGAAUCCAUUUGAGAAAGGGGAUUUAUUAGUCAAAUUUGAUGUGACAUUUCCCCCACAAAAUUUCGCAACAAACCAACAAUUAAAGAAAUUGGAGAAGAUUUUACCAGCCAGACCAAAAUUUACAAUGCCUGAGGGUGAACAUGUUGAAGAAGUGAACCUUAUGGAAUACGAUGACACUCGGUCAGCCGGUGGGGCCGGCCGACGGGAAGCAUACCAUGAUGAUGACGACGACGAUGAUGAUGGAAUGCCGGGCGGUCAACGUGUACAAUGCGCGCAUCAAUGAUCAAACUAUUAUUUUAGCAAUUUUAUUGUAGAUAAAGGUAUACAUGAUAAGGUCUGUUGUAAAGUGUCACACAGAGGCGGAGAGUGACAUGACGCAGCUUGAUGUAUUUAAAUACCAUCUUCUAACUGAUACUUCCUCUACCAUGAGUCCUCGAUAUUUUUUUUUAUAACGAGAAAACAUUGAAAUGUAAACGCUAGUAAAUUGAUCAGUGAGUUAUGUUUCUUACAUUAGAUUUCGACUUGGAAAUGACGUGUUAUUUAAAUGCUACGUUCUUGAUAUGACUGAAGUUAUUUCUAAGGAAACAUUAAAUGUACAGAACCGAGAAAUAACAAAGUAAUUUCAACCAUACAAAUGCUUAUAAUGGAAGUGUAGAAUUCACAGUUGAUAACUUCCCAAGAUUUUGCAGAUGUGUUGGGAGUUGCAAUAAAUGAAAUGUAAAAUUGUAAGAGAACUACAUUUACUGGAAGAAACAAAAUAGUAACUGGACAUUUAGUUAAUUACUUUAAAGUUAAAAAAAACAUUGAAAGAGUAGAUGAAAGUGAAAUGAAGCCUAAAUGCUGCACAAAGUGUUAUGAACAAAUUUAAACGUUUACAAUGUAGCUCAGUUCUAUUAGCUAAUUGCCAGGUGCAUUUGAAAAUGAAAAUUUAUUUCAUUUACUUACAUACUGAGGGGGCUGUGUUGAGCAUUACUUGUGUUCUGUAGGCAACUUUAUAUGGAACACUUUGUGUUUUAUUUUUAGCUCGACUAUUCGAUAAGAAUAAGUAGAGCUAUUGCAGUCACCCGAGCGUCGGCGUAACCACUUAUGUUAAAGUUUUUGUAAUAGUUCAAAUAUUUUCAAAGUCCAUUGACAUAUGGCUUUGAAACUUUGCACACUUGUUCACCAUUAUGACCCCAACCUGUAGACAGGAGGAGGUAACUCUAUCAAGCAUUAUGACAGGAUUAUGCCCCUUUUUCGACUUAGAAUUUACGUUUAAGUUUUUGUAAUAGUUCAAAUAUUUUCAAAGUCCAUAGACAUAUGGCUUUGAAACUUUGCACACUUGUUCACCAUCAUGACUCCAACCUGUAGACAGGAGGAGGUAACUCUAUUAAGCAUUUUGACAGAAUUAUGCCCCUUUUUCAACUUAGAAUUUACGUUAAAGUUUUUGUAAUAGUUCAAAUAUUUUCAAAGUCCAUUGAUAUAUGGCUUUGAAACUUUGCACACUUGUUCACCAUCAUGACCCCAACCUGUAGACAGGAGGAGGUAACUCUAUCAAGCAUUUUGACAGAAUUAUGCCCCUUUUUCGACUUAGAAUUUACGUUAAGGUUUUUGUAAUAGUUCAAAUAUUUUCAAAGUCCAUUGACAUAUGGCUUUGAAACUUUGCACACUUGUUCACCAUCAUGACCCCAACCUGUAGACAGGAGGAGGUAACUCUAUCAAGCAUUUUGACAGAAUUAUGCCCCUUUUUCGACUUAGAAUUUACGUUAAAGUUUUUGUAAUAGUUCAAUAUAUUUUCAAAGUCCAUUGACAUGUGGCUUUGAAACUUUGCACACUUGUUCACCAUCAUGACCCCAACCUGUAGACAGGAGGAGGUAACUCUAUCAAGCAUUUUGACAGAAUUAUGCCCCUUUUUCGACUUAGAAUUUACGUUAAAGUUUUUGUAAUAGUUCAAAUAUUUUCAAAGUCCAUUGACAUAUGGCUUUGAAACUUUGCACACUUGUUCACCAUCAUGACUCCAACCUGUAGACAGGAGGAGGUAACUCUAUUAAGCAUUUUGACAGAAUUAUGCCCCUUUUUCGACUUAGAAUUUACGUUAAAGUUUUUGUAAUAGUUCAAAUAUUUUCAAAGUCCAUUGAUAUAUGGCUUUGAAACUUUGCACACUUGUUCACCAUCAUGACCCCAACCUGUAAACAGGAGGAGGUAACUGUAUCAGGCAUUUUUUUUACUAUCAAGCACGAAGAAUAGUCGAGCGUUGCUGUCCUACCGACAGCUCUUGUUUAUAAAGUGAUAGUGGACUUCAUCAAUUAUUCCUGCUCAAAACUUUUUAUCAUGUUAGUAAUACAUGUUUAUGUCAACGGAGUGACAUAUAAUCAAUUUCAACAGAAUUACGAGUGAACUCGAGUUUUUGAUUAUGAAAAAAUAUUGUAAAAAUUUAGUUGAAAGAAGAGAUAUGAUCAAGACAAAGGGAUGUAUCCUACAAAAGUAUUUCUGGCAUUUGAUUGGCUAAUAUCUAUUAUUGGCUAUCUUAAGUGUGGGUAUUUUACAAUGUUGUCUUCUGAGUACAAAUAUAAAUCAAUCAUUAAACAUGCUUGAAAUGUACAUUUUUUUUAUUGUGUAAACAUUUUAUUUUGUCUUUACUUUAAAUGAAAUAAUAAAGAAUCUGUACAAUGAUAUUUUAGGGGUAAUUAUACAUUUUUCAUACCAAACAUGUUGUGCCUAUUUGACAUUCAUCCAAAAUAAGGAACUCAUUUUCCCAGUGUUAAUGACAAAGGACCCAUGUUCUUCCAAUGGUUUAAGAGUAUGAAUAUGAAAGUUUAUCUUUGCAUGUUGUAAGUCUUUAUUUCAUACAAGUUACUACAGUUUUGCGGUCAACCCUCAAAAUGCAGGUCUGUAUUUUGAGAUUUUGUGUGGCUUUGUUUUCAGUUUGCUUUCUUCUGUUUAAUGAGCAACGAAGUUGUUAUAUAUUUGCAUGUUGUAAUCAAUGUCACUUAAUCAUUUUUUUCUCAUUGAAAUCCCCAAGUUAAUGGAGCCUCAGUAAUUUUUUGUUUGUUAAAAAAAAUCUUUGUUACUUUUAAUGAACAUGGUUCAACUUAAUAAAUUUCCUGAUUUUGUACAAGCAGUAUAAAACAGUAUCUUUUUGCUGAGAUUAAAAAUGAAAGACUGUCAUAAGUUUUUUGCUGUGCAGGGUAUGAAAUUUUAUGGGUUUUGUUUCAGUCUUUACUCUUCUUCAAAAAAUCAAAAAUUUUACUCUUUAGUUAAUAAGUGUAUUAAUACGUUUUGUUUAGAUAUUGUAUUAAUUUUCACAUUUCCAUUUUGAGUUUAUAGAUCAUAUCGGUUUAUAGAAUUAUUUAUUAUUGUACAAACUGUAUGCUUUAAAUACAAAUCAACGCUAAUUAACUCCUAUUAUCUAUCACAGUACAUUUUACAUUUACAUCGCCUACUCACCAAAGUUGAGAAAUUGCUAUUUGUUUUAGUGAAAGUUUGUAGAAUGCUUUGUGUCAAAUAGCAGACAUUUUUAACAUUAUACACUUUACAAAACUUACAUGUGUAAACCACUGUAGAUCUGUACAUAUCUCUGCCAAAACUAUAUGAAGUAAUUAAAGUCUUGACUGUAUAAAAGCCUAUAAACUUUUAAGGAUAAUGGUUUGCAUGGUUGACUGUGCAUCAAAAACACUCCUGCAAAUAUUGUUUAAGCAAUAAAUAUUUUGUACAGCAUUUAUAUAUUCGAAAAGAUGGGAGGAUUUUCUUACAAUGCAUACAGAAUUUGUGUACUUAAACUUUUUAUUAUGUUAAUUAAGGAGCCAGCUCAUUAUUUGUAACUAAAAAGGUAACAGAGUAUUACUGCAGUUGGAGUACAUUAGUUUUUAUAUUGGUGUCCAUAUUGCCUGUAUAAAUUUUCUCUCUGUUUUUUUUGUGAAGUGUAAUGAUUUGUAAAAUAUUUUAAACUUUCAUACCGGCUUUUUGUGAUUAUUUUUGUUAAUAGACCAUAUUUUUGCUCUAAAAGCAAUGUAUCUGGUAUGACGAAUAUAUAAUGAAGUUACUAAAAUUUUCAACAUAAUAUAAUGAAGUUAAUGAAAGUUUCAACAUACACAAUGCAGUUAUUGUCAACAUAUAUAAAGAAGUUAUUGUCAACAUGUAUAAUGAAGUUAUUGAAAGUUUCAACAUAUACAAUGCAGUUAUUGUCAACAUAUAUAAUGAAGUUAUUGAAAGUUUUAACAUAUAUAAUGAAGUUAUUGAAAGUUUCAGCAUGAUUUCUUGCCUUGAUAGGUUUUAGAACUGUAUUUGGAUGCCAUGCACAGUGCCUGCUGUUGGUCAGUGUAUAUAUAACGACUAUCUACUGCCAAAAAAGUGGGAAAGUUAUAUUAAACAAAACCAUGUACAGAUAUUGAACCAAUUAGCGUUUUAUAUGGCAAAAAUAUACAUCAUUGGCUCUUUGGAGUUAGAUUGGAUUUGUAGAGUUCGAAAUACAUGCCGUCAUCAUUUCAUUUGUGUACAAACUCAAUACCAAAUACACUACAUUUAAUGCUUGACUGUUAAAAAAAUUAUAUUCUACUUUUACUGGUAUGUUAACCGAUUUUAAUUAUAUACAGUAACAGUCUUUCAUUAGUUUUCUUUAUUUUGAAGCUUGUUUUUAUCUCCUAUCCAAAUUGAUCAACAUUAAAUAUAGAUAAAUAAUGUACCUAUCGUAAAAAUAAAUAAAAAUUAAAUAUUGACCAAACAUA